AUGAAUUUUUUAAUUGGCAAUCCUUCAAAUGGUUAACAGUCAAACUAGAAUUAACAACGACCUAUUGAGUAUGAGGUUGAUAUACUAAAUAAAAGAAAACAAAGAUUAGUGAAAACGAAAAUUCAAGUAAAAUUUUCAAGUUAUCACUAAAUCAUAUAUUCAAAAGAUGAAGCAAUUCUAAAAAUGUAAAUAUGAUUGAUUAAUGAAAUAAAGAGAACAAUUUUAUGAUAUCUUCAACAUACCAAAAAUAAUGAAUAAUAUGGAACAGUUAAGAUAUCUUACCUUCUAAGGUCGAUAGGUUUGGAAUUAUAAGAAAAUUGGUAAAUGGUUUGCAAUUUGGGAUAAAAAGUCUUUAGUUUAUGUUGGUGGAUAUUACAUGGAAGGAUAAAAGUAAGGUUUAUGGAAAGAACUCAUAAAAAAUUAUUGGAGGUAAAUGCUAUAGAUUUAUAACCAUAAAUAGUAAAGCUGAAGUUUUAAAAAUCGGAGAAUAUAAGAAUGAUAAUAGAAUAGGCAAAUGGAGUUAUAUUUACAAAAAUAUGGAGAUGUAAUCAUUUAAAGCUGAAUUAGUGAUGGUGGGUAUUACAAUCUUAAAAGUAAGAAGACAGGCAAAUGGAUCGAGUUAGAUGAAAGAUUUUAUGAUUUGAAAUAAGUCACUUUUAAUGGUGAAUAUAAUUAAAAUGGUAAGAAGAGUGGUAGAUGGAAUAUUAAUUAUUGCGCGCCAUAUGGAGAUGAAAAAUAUAAAGAAAUGUAAUAUAAGCAAUAAUAUUAGUGGUGGAGGAUUAUAUGAUAAAGAGGAUGAUCAAAAAAAGAUUGGAAGGUGGAUAGAGUUGGAUGAACAGUUUGAGUUUGAAAAAUAAGUUACAUAUAGCGGUGAAUAUAAUAAAAAGGGUAUUAAGGUUGGUAGAUGGGAUACAUGGUUUAAAAUUGUAUAAAAUAAAUAAAUGUAAAUCUUAGUAUAUAAAAUUAUAUUAGUGGUGGUGGAUCAUAUGAUAAAGAAGGGGGUUUGGUAAAGAUUGGAAGAUGGAUAGAGUUGGAUGAAGGAUUUGAUAGAUAGAAACAAGUCACAUAUAGUGGUGAAUAUGAUAUAUAGGGUAGAAAGGUAGGAAGAUGGGAUACUGCAUUUGAUAGAAAAUAAAUGUAAAUAUUAUUAUAAUUAAUUUCUGUUUAGUGGGGGUGGAUCAUAUAAUAAAGAGGAAAUUAAGAUUGGAAUUUGGAUCGAGUUGGAUGAAGAGUGUUAUGAUGAUAGAUAAAUAACUUAUAAUGGAGAAUAUAGUAUGAAUGGUAAGAAGAUAGGUAGAUGGGAUAUUGUAUACAAUAGAAAAUAAAUGUAAAUAUAAUUUAAGUAUAGUAAAUUUUUUCUUAGUGGAGGAGGAUCAUAUGAUUAAGAGGGAAUUAAGAUUGGAAUGUGGAUCGAGUUGGAUGAAGGAUUUUAUAAUGAUAAAUAGGUCACUUAUAUUGGGGAAUACGAUAUGUAAGGUAAAAAGUAAGGUAAAUGGGGUAUCUUUUUUAGGUGGGAGUAUGAGAAGGAUUAUAACAAAAUGUAAAUAUUUUAUGAGUAUAGCGGUAAAAUUUUAGUGGUGGGGGAUCAUAUAGUUAAAAGGGAGAUUAGUAAAAGAUUGGAAGAUGGAUAGAGUUGGUUGAUGGAUUUAGGUUUGGUAAAUAAGUGACUUAUAGUGGGGAAUAUAAUACUUAGGGCAUAAAGGAAGGUAGAUGGAAUUUAUCUUAUAAGGUAGAAUUGGAGAAAGAUUAUAAAUAAAUGUAAAUAAUUUAUACUUAUAUUAAUUAUGUUUUAGUGGUGGUGGAUCAUAUAGUAAUAAAGGUAAAAAGACCGGAUAAUGGAUAGAAUUAGAUGACGAAUUCGAAUAGAGAGCUUAAAUCACUUAUAGAGGGAAAUAUAAUAUUAAUAGUAUAAAAAUAGGAAUGUGGGAAACUUGGUUGAAUUAUUUUGAUGAUGGAUGGAAAAACAUAUAAAUGUAACUAUUAUAUGAGUAUAGUAAUAACAUAUUAGUGGUGGUGGAUCAUAUGAUGAUAGUAAUGAAUGUUUAAAAACUGGAAGAUGGAUAGAUUUAGGUGAAGGGUUUGAUUAGAUGGCUUAAGUUACUUACAAUGGUGAAUAUAAUACGAAAGGUAUGAAAGUAGGCAAAUGGAGUAUAUGGUGGAAUUAAAAUGGAGAAGAUAAAGAAAUGUAAUGCAUUAAAUUAUUUAAGUGGUGGUGGAUCAUAUGAUGAAAGUGGUUAAGGUAUUAAGAUUGGAAGGUGGGUAGAGUCGGGGUAAGGAUUUUGGAAAUCUAAAUAAGUUACUUAUUGCGGUGAAUACAAUAUUUAAGGUAUUAAGACAGGUAGAUGGGAUAUAUAGUUUAAUGAUACAAAUAAUAAAUAAAUGUAAAUUUAAUAUAGGAAUAGUAAUAAAUGUAUUAGAGGGGGCGGAUAAUAUGAUUAUAGUGGUAAAGGCAUUAAGACUGGAAGAUGGGUAGAGGUGGAUUGGAGCUUUGGAUGGACUAACUAAAUAAUUUUUAGUGGUGAAUACAAUAUGAAAGGUCUCAAAAUUGGUUUAUGGUUGGAGGUGGAUAUUUAUAAGAAUAAAAUACUAAAUGAAAAGAAAUAUUAUAAUUGA
This is a messenger RNA of Paramecium sonneborni, 2613 nucleotides long. NCBI's taxonomy places the organism in Eukaryota, Ciliophora, Oligohymenophorea, Peniculida, Parameciidae. The record is from the annotation of a GenBank genome assembly.